Messenger RNA from Patiria miniata (bat star), 1224 nucleotides. It is a transcript of the gene psmd7, whose product is annotated as 26S proteasome non-ATPase regulatory subunit 7-like. Bases 120 to 1130 code for a protein of 336 amino acids. Gene Ontology annotation, cellular component: proteasome regulatory particle; proteasome complex. The transcript has 6 exons. Gene Ontology annotation, biological process: proteasome-mediated ubiquitin-dependent protein catabolic process. NCBI's taxonomy places the organism in Eukaryota, Metazoa, Echinodermata, Asteroidea, Valvatida, Asterinidae. Gene Ontology annotation, molecular function: protein binding; metallopeptidase activity. The record is from RefSeq and is a predicted model, not a curated record.
AAUGGAACUUCGCAAGUCAUUCCAUGUGUGCGUGUGCACAUGUAAUGUUCGAGAGUAGUGAUUUUGGAUCGAAGUGGUCGUAAUUUUUGACUUUAAAUUAAGUUUCUUUCACAGGAGGGAUGUCACUACCGCAGUUAGAAAUAAACAAGGUGGUGGUCCACCCCUUGGUGCUGUUGAGUGUGGUGGAUCACUUCAACAGAAUACGAAAUCAGAAGCGAGUGGUCGGCGUUCUGCUUGGUGCUUGGAGAAAAGGGGUCCUUGACGUCUCCAACAGUUUUGCUGUACCCUUUGAUGAAGAUGACAAAGACAACACAGUGUGGUAUCUGGACCAUGAUUACUUGGAGAAUAUGUACGGCAUGUUCAAAAAAGUUAACGCACGAGAGAAGAUUGUCGGCUGGUACCACACUGGUCCGAAACUCCACCAGAACGACAUAGCAGUCAAUGAAAUCAUCAGACAAUACUGCCCAAGUUCGGUGCUAGUAAUCAUUGAUGCCAAACCUAAGGAACUGGGACUUCCAUCUGAAGCAUACAUUGCUGUUGAAGAGGUCCAUGAUGACGGUACGCCAACCAGUCGGACCUUUGAGCAUGUACCCAGCGAGAUGGGGGCGGAGGAAGCGGAAGAAGUGGGCGUUGAGCAUCUCCUCAGGGAUAUCAAAGACACCAGCGUGGGCAGCCUGUCCCAGCGCAUCACGGGCCAACUGCUGGGUCUCAAGGGCUUCUUCUCCCAGAUGCAGCACAUCCAGAGCUACUUGGAGCAGAUCGCCGCCGGCAAGCUGCCCAUCAACCACACCAUCAUCUAUCAGCUGCAGGACAUCUUCAACCUCCUGCCGGACGUCAAUCUGAUGGAGUUUGUCCGGUCGUUCGUGGUGACCACCAACGAUCAGAUGCUCGUCAUCUACCUGGCCUCCUUGAUCCGGUCCGUCAUCGCCCUGCACAACCUCAUCAGCAACAAGGUCCAGAAUCGGGACCUGGAGCGACAAGAAGGCAAACCCGACACCAGCAAAGACAAAAAGGAGAAAGGCCAAAGCGACAAGGACAAAACAGAAAAGGACAAGGACAAAGGGAGCAAAAGUGACGGCAAGGGAACGCCCUCCAAGGAGGAUAAAAAAUCAGCAUCGGCGAAGAAGUGAUGACUCUUGACUCUUUAUGUGUGUGUGUGUGUAAAGAUGUUUGGAGCUGUCUUCUUUUUUUUUCGUAUAAAUGAUGUUUUGUGUUAAUAUCCGU